CCGUGGUCACUCCCACUCUGUGCCAUCGGCAGCAGCCCCGUUAGUUCAGAAUUAAUGACCCAAAAAUGGAUUGGCAUUUUUAAAACCACAGCAGAGGAGAGUGCACUGAUGCCAGAAUGGAUCCUCAGCCUGCAAAAGUACAUGUUCCUUUAUUUCUAGGAAAGAUGAAUUCCUUUGCAUCUUUCCCUUUUAUUUUUAUUCUAGCAUUUUCUUUUUUCGGGCUGUCAAAUUUUCUCUCACAGCUGGGGCCUGACCCUUCUUCUUUCCUUGUUCAUGGAUCAAACGUAGUAUACUAAAAUUUCUUGUGCCAGCGUUGAAGUAGUGGGUCCGUGGCAGCAGAGACCUGACACCUGCAGUGGCUCCCAGUCUCACUGGGUGGAUUUCAGAUGUGUGGAAUAUGCUACGUCAACUGGCAACAAGUUUCCAGUGGGUGAAGGAAUUAAGUUGGGAAGCUGCAGAGCAUUAAAGUGAUGUGUUUAAUGUGUGGUGGCAUCCUAUGUGCACAACAGUCUGUGUGAAACUUCAGCAGCAUCAAACUUUUUGAGUUCCAAGGUGGAAGGAGUAGAUUCUUGGAUACUUCUGUGCCUACAAAAUAACCAAAAAUGAAGGAGAACAGUUGUUUACAGGCUGCUCUGCUUUGCCUGGGCAUGUUGUGCUACAGCCACGCCCUGAGCACGGGGCCACUGAACCAGUCCCGGCCAUCGCUCCACGGGCACCACGAGAAAGGCAAGGAGGGACAAGUCCUGCACCGUUCCAAGAGAGGCUGGGUGUGGAAUCAGUUCUUUGUUAUAGAAGAGUACACAGGACCAGAUCCUGUGCUAGUGGGAAGGCUUCACUCAGAUAUUGAUUCUGGAGAUGGAAACAUUAAAUACAUUCUCUCAGGUGAAGGAGCAGGAAUCAUUUUUGUUAUUGAUGACAAAUCAGGGAACAUCCAUGCAACAAAGACACUGGACCGGGAGGAGAGAGCUCAGUACACCCUCACGGCACAGGCUGUGGACAGGAACACCAACAGACCUUUGGAACCACCCUCGGAAUUCAUUGUCAAAGUGCAAGAUAUAAAUGACAACCCGCCUGAGUUUCUUCAUGAAAACUACCAUGCCAAUGUGCCAGAGAGAUCAAAUGUAGGUACAUCAGUUAUUCAGGUAACAGCUUCAGACGCUGAUGAUCCUACCUAUGGGAACAGUGCCAAACUGGUUUACAGCAUUCUGGAAGGUCAGCCGUACUUCUCGGUGGAAGCUCAAACAGGAAUUAUCCGAACUGCCCUUCCCAAUAUGGACAGAGAAGCCAAGGAAGAAUAUCACGUUGUAAUACAGGCGAAAGACAUGGGAGGACACAUGGGAGGCCUCUCAGGGACAACCAAAGUGACAAUUACACUUACAGAUGUCAAUGACAACCCACCAAAGUUCCCACAAAGUGUGUACCAGAUGUCAGUGUCAGAAGCAGCUAUCCCAGGAGAGGAAGUAGGAAGAGUGAAGGCCAAAGAUCCUGACAUUGGGGAAAAUGGCUUGGUAGCCUACAGCAUCAUCGAUGGAGAUGGCAUGGACAUGUUUGAAAUUACAACAGACUAUGAGACUCAGGAAGGGGUAGUAAAGCUUAAGAAGACCUUAGAUUAUGAAACCAAAAAGACCUACAGCCUGAAGGUGGAGGCAGCCAAUGUCCACAUUGACCCCAAGUUCAUCAGCAAUGGGCCGUUCAAGGACACGGUGACAGUGAAAAUAGCAGUGGAAGAUGCUGACGAGCCCCCCGUGUUUCUGAAGCCAGGUUACAUUUUUGAAGUACAAGAAAAUGCAGCAUCUGGUACUGUGGUGGGAAAAGUACAUGCCAAAGACCCUGAUGCUGCCAACAGUGCUGUAAGAUAUUCAAUUGAUCGUCACACUGAUCUUGAAAGAUAUUUUGUUAUCAAUGCAGAAGAUGGCAAUAUCAAGACAAUAAAAGCUUUGGAUAGGGAAGAAAUUGCUUGGCAUAAUAUCUCUGUGUUUGCAGUUGAAGUCCACAAACAACACCAGGAAGCCAAGGUCCCCGUGUCCAUUAAGGUGGUUGAUGUCAAUGACAAUGCCCCCAAGUUCGCAGCAGCCUAUGAGGCCUUCGUGUGUGAGAAUGCCCGGAGCAAUCAGCAAUUUAUUACAAUUAGUGCUGAUGACAAGGAUGACUCGGCCAAUGGACCAAGAUUUAUCUUCAGUUUACCACCUGAAAUUAUUCAUAAUCCAAAUUUUACCCUCAGAGACAACAGAGAUAACACAGCAAGCGUUCUCGUCAGGCGUGAAGGAUUCAGUCGCCAAAAGCAGGAUUUAUACCUUCUCCCCAUAGUGAUCAGUGACGGGGGGCUGCCCCCCCUGAGCAGCACCAACACGCUGACCAUCCGGGUGUGUGGCUGUGACAGCAGCGGCUCCCUCCUGUCCUGCAAUGCCGAGGCCUUCGUGCUCAACGCGGGGCUCAGCACCGGCGCCCUCAUCGCCAUCCUGGCCUGCAUCGUCAUCUUAUUAGUCAUUGUAGUGUUGUUUGUAACACUGAAAAGGCAGAAAAAAGAACCUCUGAUCGUUUUUGAAGAAGAAGACGUGCGGGAGAACAUUAUCACCUACGAUGAUGAGGGUGGAGGUGAGGAGGACACGGAAGCCUUUGACAUUGCCACGCUGCAGAACCCCGAUGGCAUCAAUGGGUUCAUCCCUCGCAAGGACAUCAAACCCGAGUACCAGUACAUGCCCAGGCCGGGCCUCCGGCCGGCUCCCAACAGCGUGGACGUUGAUGAUUUCAUCAACACGAGGAUACAGGAGGCUGACAACGACCCCACUGCUCCUCCCUAUGACUCCAUCCAGAUCUAUGGCUACGAGGGCAGAGGCUCAGUGGCUGGGUCACUCAGCUCCUUAGAGUCAGCGACCACAGAUUCUGAUUUGGACUACGACUAUCUACAAAACUGGGGACCUCGAUUUAAGAAACUUGCAGACUUAUAUGGCUCCAAAGACACUUUCGAUGAUGAUUCUUAACAAUAAAGUUUAAGAUUUGGCCUUAAGAACUGUGUCCGAUGUUCUGAAGAAUCCAGAAGAAAUGUUAGCAGGUAUUUUUUUAAAAAUCAAGAAAAUCUCAUUUAAACAUUUAAGUUUGACAGAGAGGAUUCCUUUGAUAGAAAAGGACAUAAAAGUGGUAAAUACUGUGAAGUACCUUUUCCUACAAAAGGCAAAUCUAGAAGUUGGCUGCCAGCUUCACUGAAGGAAAAAACCCACUUUAGAAAUACAAAAUAUUUAAAUGAAGGAAAAUGCUAAAAGUGAACUACAAACAAGGGAAAUCUUUUAUGUAUUAUGAACACCUAAAUCUUUUACAUCAAAGAAGCUUCCACGAUUAGAAAAGAUAACAGUUCUGAGCUGUAAUUUCGCCUUAAACUACGGACACUCUAUAUGGUAGUGCAUUUUUAAACUUGAAAUAUAUAAUAUUCAGCCAGCUUAAACCCAUAUGAUGUAUGUACAGUACAAUGUACAAUUAUUAUGUCUCUUGAACAUCAAACUUGUUACUGCUGAUUCUUGUAAAUCUUUUUGCUUAUACUUUCAUCUUGAACUAAUACGUGCCAGAUAUAAAAACUCUGUCUUGUUGCAGUGGGAGGAGCCCUAUUUCUAUGUCAUUUUUAAUGUAUCUAUUUGUACAAUUUUAAAAUUCUUAUUUUAGUAUACAUACAAAUAUCAGUAUUCUGACAUGUAAGAAAUGUUACGGCAUCACACUUAUAUUUUAUGAACAUUGUACUGUUGCUUUAAUAUGUGCUUCAAUAUAAGAAGCAGACUUUGAAAUAAACUGAUUCUUUUUUAA
Molecule: messenger RNA, 3792 nt
Organism: Pseudopipra pipra
Lineage: Eukaryota; Metazoa; Chordata; Aves; Passeriformes; Pipridae
Gene: CDH11
Product: cadherin 11
Exons: 13
Coding region: 603-2981 (792 amino acids)
Biological process (GO): calcium-dependent cell-cell adhesion; multicellular organism development; adherens junction organization
Cellular component (GO): adherens junction; catenin complex; plasma membrane
Molecular function (GO): calcium ion binding; cadherin binding
Source: RefSeq, a predicted model, not a curated record